Molecule: messenger RNA, 3166 nt
Organism: Zingiber officinale
Lineage: Eukaryota; Viridiplantae; Streptophyta; Magnoliopsida; Zingiberales; Zingiberaceae
Exons: 3
Coding region: 361-2811 (816 amino acids)
Molecular function (GO): calmodulin binding
Source: RefSeq, a predicted model, not a curated record
CUCCCCCCUUCGCCCGCUAGCAACGCAAUCACCGCAACGAAACAGAAAAAUCUUUCAGAAAGAGACAGCGGCGUUGAAAGCGAUGCUUCGAUCGCGUUCGAAGAAGAUUUAGAUUUUGUUUCGGCGCCAUCUUCAUUCAUGUUCUGUUGCCAAGAACCCAAGCAAUCUCGAUUCUUGUAUGCGUUUGCUUUGCUUGGCAGUCAGAUCUUCAUAGGUCCUCUCCUUCGACGGGAGACAGGAUGGGCUCCUCCCUCUUCGCUUUCUGCUGACGGCUUCGCCUAGAGUUAUUGAAUUGCUCUGGGAAUCUGCGAUUGAUCUUGUUGACAGUAGAUAACCUUCAAAUCAACCACUGAGAGAUCAAUGGCACAAAAGGAAGAAGUGGAUAUUCAUGAAAUUACAGUGAAGUGUGGCACAAAAGGAAGUAUGAGGAGAUGUUCAACUAGCGGAACAAUUACUAAAGGUUCUUCAGAUGCUUCUAUCAGAAGUGAAAAGCCAAUACCUCACUAUCUAAGAGUUUCGGCAGGUUCCUGCCAUGAUAUCUGCAAGUAUGGAAGGAAACAUGAUUCUGUACCUGAGUCUAAGAGCCCCCAAAAGCCUUCACCUCAUUAUCGAAGAGCUUCUACUGGCUCUUGCCAUGAUAUUAGCAAGUAUGGACGAAAACAUGAAUCUGAAACUGUAUCUAAGCAACGUCUUUCAUUCUCCAAAUCUGGCGGCAAGCUGAAAUUGAUAGAUGAGUCACUUGCAGCAAACAACCUAAACAUGGAGAAUUGUAAGAAGAGGGCUACAAUCAAGCAGAAAUACUCAUUCCAAAAGGAUGAGCUUCCUGAGAAAAUGGCUGAUAGUAAUCUGAAGGCUGGAUCGAAACUUGGAACUUCAGAUAAAUAUAUGGAUAUCAAGUUACAAUCUGUGUCAUCAUGCCAGAAAAAUAGUGUUUCUAGUGAUCAGGAAGUUCUUCAGACAUCAGAAAUUAAAGAGGCUGGAACAAAGAUCAAGGAUGAUGGAACUCCAGAGAAAUAUGUUGAUAUUAAGUUUUGGUCUGUGCCAUCAUGCAAGAAAAACUUUCUUUCAAGUGAUCAGGAAGUCCUUGGAACUUCAGAAUGUAAAGAUACUAAAGUGCAAGUAAUUGAUUUAAAAGAUGAAACUAAGAAACAAGUUAUGAAAUUGAAGACUCCGAGCAAGUUGAAUUCAUUGGUUUACAAGAGUAAAAUUGAUGAGCAGAAGCAUGCACCUUCUGCAGAAGGAAAUGAUGCAGUUCAAAAGUUGGGUGCAAUCACAAACAAAACCCCAACUUUCCUAGAACCCACAGCAUCUUCUAAGGCUAAGCUUGUUGCUGCACAUGACAACCCUACAGAUCUGAACCAUAAUUCAUCAGUGUCUCAUGUUAAUGAAAAGUAUGUGGCAUCUAAGGAAGCGGGGAUUAGCAAGGAGAAGGAAAGAAUUGAUAAAGCUACUAGAGAAUCAACAAAAACACCAGCAAAGCAUAUGCUGAGAUCAUCUACGGCUUCUCCAUCUCUCAAGCGUGUUGGUGAUGACAUUUUGAGUUUGAGGCAAAGAAAGGACCAGAUUGUUAAAGAAACAACUCUAACAAACAAUAGAGAAGUUUCAAAAGCUGGGCAUGAUGCUGAGGUCAACGGGGAGAAAACAUUGCAGGUUAUUGAUAAUUCAUUCAAAAAGGUUGAUCUAGAUUCCUCUGAGCAAAAAGUAUUGCAAGUGGAGAAUGUUCUAUCCAAACUACAAAAACAAACUCUAGUAAAGCAUGAAAGUAGUGAAGAGAAAACAUUUCAGGUCAUUGGUGAGAUACAUGAGAAGGCCAAUUUGGAUUCUUCAGAUUUACCUGCACAUUUACCAGUUGAAAAAUUGUUGGCAUUGGAGUACAGUAACUGGGAUGCCAAUCAGGAAUUGCUUGAAGUAAACAAUUUCAAUAUAGAUCUUACAGAGAAGAAAGCACUCGGUGGUGGUGCAGUGGAAUUGAAUUCUGAUGACUUGAAAUUCACUGAACCAGAAAAUGAUGACAUUAAAUUCCCAGAGCAAAAUUUGUUGAAGCUAGUGGAAAUUGAUUUUGCAUCCAUAGAUAUGGAAACUACACAGUCGAAAUUACUCGCAGCAGAGAAUGGCUUACUAAUGCAGAAAUCUCUAAUACCAGAUGACAAGGUUCUUGCUUCCCCAGUUCUGCAACAUCAUGAACACAAAUUCUACAAACAAGUGAACCUAGAGACAGUUGAUAUUAGUCCUCCAGAACUGAAAUCUGAUGAUUACCAAUUAUCUCAAUUGGCUACAGAUUAUAAAGAGGUUGAGGGAUCAGAGUACUCAUACUCUGAUUCAUCUGAAAAGGAGUCUGAGCAUGAAUUGGAAGAGAACAAAGGCAAUUGUGAAUCCUCAAAAGGCAUAGAGAGGAGGUCGAAAAGAAAUUCAGCCAUCCAUCCAGAUGAUACAAAUCCUACAGCAUACAAAUUAAAAUUCAGGAGAGGCAAGACCAUCGAGGUCCAACCUGAAUACAGUGGUCCAAGAAGACUGAAGUUUAGGAGAAGAACAGUAGAUGGGAAUGUUGAAGGCAUUCAAACAGAAAGGAGGAACUUCAGAAAGAGUGAGAUAAGUGAACCAGCAAAUGCUUCCAGUGCAGAGACUCAAGGCAUUAUGUUGAAACAUCAAAGCCUGCAGGACAAAAAAGAUGAACGAGUCUUGUUCAACAACGUGAUUGAAGAAACUGCCAGUAAGUUAGUGGAGACCAGGAAGAGCAAGGUGAAGGCAUUGGUUGGUGCUUUUGAAACUGUGAUAUCUCUUCAAGAUAAUAAACCAGACUCUACAUCCUAAGUUGCUUGCUAAUUUGUUUUGUGAUGAUAAUUAGUUGAAUCUUUAUCAAAGAAUUUCCAAAAAAUCUGUAUAUAAUAUUGUGUGCAGGCAGAGAGGUCUAUUAAGUUUGUUAUAGGAAGAGUUAUCUGUUUGGUUACAAGCAAGUUUAUGUUAGAGAAGUUGCUUAAUUGGAGAAGUUAAUUUGAUGGUUAGAGAUUCGAUGCCUUUGGUAGACUCUUUUAAUGCCUUGUUUGGCCCUAUGCAUUUGCAAGGAACUGUAAAGUGGUGUGUGCUAAGCAAUGUAAUUACAGAUUGCAACUCGAUCAAAUUGGAUAGUGAAAAGUUUAUGGAGAGAUUGUUCUUCUCCUACAAUGGA